AUGCUUGGGAUUUACGUCGAUGGCAUUAGUCACAUUUCUGGCAGUCCAUGGGAAAUUCGAGUGAAACCCGGUGUUCUGGACUUGAUGUAUAGCUUCACCAGGAGUGGAAAGUAUCUUGCAUCUGUAGGAAAGCUGACAGGGUCGGGUCUGUCUGCACAUGUUUAUUCAGGCUCAAAUCAUUUUCUGUCAGUGAAGGAGAGCAUUUCACUUUCACUUGACGGACCGCCGAUUGCUGAAGUUGAAUGGAACAGUGCAUUUGAGAUAAUUUGGAAUGGUUUCAUCAUCCUUCCUUAUGAAGGGAACGUCACCUUUCAAUCCGUCCUCACCAACAACCAGGACAGAGUGGCAAUUUGGAUGGACAAUCAAAUCAUCUUUGACCAAUGGUCAAGCAUCGACAAGUUGAUUUCAUCUUGGAAUUUCUAUUCCAACAGAAUAGAUUCUAGCCACCCAAUCUCGGUCCGAUUUUCGCAUAGGUACGGCUAUUGCAAGUUUGACAUCAAGUGGUCGUGGUCUGGAGUAGAUCUGUACUCCAUUCCAGUCACUCAGCUUUUCAGUCAAAUCUCACACAUCCAAGGCUCUCCUUUCGAUGUGGUCAUAGUGCCAGGCUUUCCAAGGGCAACUGCAACCUUCGGGAGUGGGUUGACUAUUGCUGUCGUUGGGAAUGUUGCGACUUUCAUUGUGACUACUUCAGAAUCGAUCAGGAACGAUUACGUUGCUCUGACAAGUGCAGGAGUUCUUCAGUUGUAUGCAAGCGUGUUUAGCCAAGUUGGCUUGUUUGCUACUUAUUACGACCUGAAUGACGAUCCCAGCAAGGUGCAGAUUUUGGAAUCAUUUUCCUCGAGCGCUGCAAAAGGCCUUGGAGAUACCAACUCUACAUUGAGAGUCAAUAUGCAAGGAUUCCUCUUUAAUCUUUCUUCUGGGGAAUACGCCUUCAAUGUAGGCCUAGGGCAGGACCAUGAGCGUACAUCAUCGUCCUAUACCCUGAAUUCAGACAAAAAUAUUGUCGAAGUCCAGGUAGAGUACAAGUACGAUUUUGCAAGUACAGGAUUACAGAUCAUGUGGAUGGGUCCUGGUUUCGGAAUGAAAGUCAUGCAAUCCAUCUUCUUUGAUGGCGAUCAGAGAUGCUUUCGGAAAUAUCAUAUUUCCGAAUUGUGA
This is a messenger RNA of Guillardia theta CCMP2712, 1155 nucleotides long. RefSeq lists its product as hypothetical. The record is from RefSeq and is a predicted model, not a curated record. Lineage: Eukaryota; Cryptophyceae; Pyrenomonadales; Geminigeraceae. The transcript has 10 exons. The coding region runs from base 1 to 1155 and encodes 384 amino acids.